GCUUCCUCUUAGUGGACACGUUGUGUCGCACAGGUAAUCACGAGUAGGAUGGGUCGUGACCAACGGAAUGGUAGGAAUGACAACCAAUACGGCCGAGUAGAGAGUCACUAGUCACCAUCGAGUUAUGGCAGAGAGUAUGUGGUUAGAACCAAUCGCCUCUGCGGCGGCGUGGCCCGCCUCAGCUCAGUGCUCGGCUGCCUCCAUCUUCGCGACUCUGGUCGCGGCCAUCGUUGCCAAGGGCCUCAAGGCGGCGCAACUGAAGGCCGCCGCGACCCGGGACGCAGUGCAGAAAGACUAUGACUUCAUCGUGAUUGGUGCCGGCAGUGCGGGGUGCGUCGUUGCGAACCGCCUCAGCGAAGAAAAGAAAUGGAAAGUUCUGCUGCUAGAAGCUGGGCCCGAAGAAACGGACUUGAACAUGGUGCCGGCAAUGGCAAGCAGAUACCUGACCGAUGACUUUUUCUGGUGGAAAUACACAACGCAGAAGAGUGGCUGGGAUCCCGGCUCGCGGGCUAGCCGAGGCAAAGGGAUGGGCGGAUCGAGCGCAGUAAACGCCAUGCACUUCACUCGGGGCAACAGAGAGGACUUCGAACACUUGAAGGCCUUGGGCAACACGGGAUGGGGCUUCGAGGACGUGCUCAAAUACUUCAAGAAGGCCGAAAACAAUCACGACUUUCCCAAGGACACCACCUACCACGGCACAACAGGCCCGCAGGACGUGAUGCUGGACAGGUUCAGGGACCCCAACACGGCGCUGCUGGUGCAGGCCUACGAAGAGAUCGGCAUGGCCAGGGUGGAGGACGUGAACGGAGCCAGCCAGCUGGGCACCUCCACCGUCGGCGGAGUGUCUUGGGCGCCAGGGGCAGUGCUCAACGGCGAGCGCCGCAGCUCCAACCGCGCGUACCUGGGCGCCGCGGUGCGCAAGCGCCCCAACCUGACGGUGCAGACGGGGGCCUUCGUGCGCCGGGUCGUCGUGUCGGGCGGCCGGGCCGUGGGCGUCGAGUACGACGGGCCCGCCGGCAGGAAGACCGUCACCGCCACCAAGGAGGUGGUCGUGUCCGGCGGGGCCUACAACUCGCCGCAGAUACUGAUGUUGUCCGGCAUCGGGCCCAAAGCCCACCUGCAAGACGUUGGCAUCAAGCUCGUGCAGGACUUGCCCGGGGUCGGCCAGCGUCUUCACGACCACAUGUUCGGCAGUGGCGGAGUCAAGUUUCUUCUCAGCAAGACUGCCAAAUUGGGAACCGUGCAGCAAUACGUCGACACCGUCAAGGAGUAUGUGCAGAAGAGGACUGGCCCACUCAGCGCUACUGCCAAUCCGGCCAAUCUUUUUUACCGCUCCUCACACCAACCGAAGGGCGUGACACGACCAGACAUCCAGAUCUCAAUUGGAGGAGGCAGGACGACUUCGAAACUACCUGCAUCUUGCCCUGAGGGGGACCCGGCGGGCACCUUCUACAACCAGCUGGCCUUCAACCCCAUCAACUUGCACCCGAAAAGCCGUGGCCAGAUUCUCCUGAACAAAAAGGCACCGUACGGCCCUCCGCUCAUCUUCGGCAACGUGUUCGGGGACGAGUCGGACCUGCUGCCCGUCAUCGAGGCCUACCAGCUGGUGGCGCGGCUCAACGCCACCAAGGCUCUCCGCAGCAACGGCGUCCAGGUCAGCGUGAGCACGGCCAAGGCCUGCGCCUCGCUGCGCUUCAACAGCGACGCGUUCUGGCGGUGCCAGCUCAAAGGCAAGGGCAAGGCCAACCAGCACCCCACGUCCACCUGCAGCAUGGGGCCGGACAGCGACCCCCUGGCUGUCGUCAACCCGCGCCUCCAGGUGCGCGGCGUGAAGGGUCUUCGGGUGAUAGACGCGUCCGUGUUGGCGGAGACGACGAGCGGCAACACGAACGCAGUGUGCGUCAUGGUCGGCGAGAAAGGGGCGGAUCUCAUCAAGGAAGACUGGAAGAGUCUUCACUGAAACAUACGCAACACACUGUAGACUUAACCUCAAUAUACAUUGAGAAGUCACCGUAGUGCUCAGUCCACACUCAAUUUUUCAGUUCAUACCACGCAAGGGGUGGCCCCGUCACCAUUCUGCAAAACUUACAAAGAUUGCAUGGCAUUUUAGGGUAAUUUCUAAACAUACGUUUGAACCAUGUGGCAAAAAUAUACUUAUUUUGGCAGGAUAUCACUUGCAAUGACGAAACAAAUGAAAAGGGCAGCAACCCUUAAAACCAA
This is a messenger RNA of Thrips palmi, 2220 nucleotides long. Its product is annotated as glucose dehydrogenase [FAD, quinone]-like. The transcript is spliced from 10 exons. Gene Ontology annotation, molecular function: oxidoreductase activity, acting on CH-OH group of donors; flavin adenine dinucleotide binding. The record is from RefSeq and is a predicted model, not a curated record. Lineage: Eukaryota; Metazoa; Arthropoda; Insecta; Thysanoptera; Thripidae. Bases 125 to 1960 code for a protein of 611 amino acids.